AUGGAAUUUCAGCUUGCACUUCUCUAUGAAAGUAAAGCAAUAAAUGGUUUACAAGUUCUGUUGCUCGAGCACAAAGAUCAUUUCAUCUUUAUUGAUAUGUACAGUACACUUGCUACAUGUUUAUCAGUAAUCGGUGAAGUGUCGGCAGCUAUAGAAGCAAACCAAAUGGCUCUAGAUAUGCUACUAAAACAUUCACCUACGAAUUAUCAAACAAUCAGCUGGAAAUAUUUCGGUUUGGCUUCCUGCUAUUUGGAAGGCAAAGCAUGGGGUCAAGCUAUACUACAUUUCAGAAAAGCCGUUGAAACAGCACGAUCAAGCAAUGAGCCAAAUCAGGAAGAUAUUCAGAUGAUGGAGUUUACGCUUCAUUUGUUGACGUAA
Messenger RNA from Adineta steineri, 378 nucleotides. The record is from the annotation of a GenBank genome assembly. NCBI's taxonomy places the organism in Eukaryota, Metazoa, Rotifera, Eurotatoria, Adinetida, Adinetidae.